Messenger RNA from Bombina bombina (fire-bellied toad), 1495 nucleotides. It is a transcript of the gene AUH, whose product is annotated as AU RNA binding methylglutaconyl-CoA hydratase. Gene Ontology annotation, molecular function: enoyl-CoA hydratase activity. The record is from RefSeq and is a predicted model, not a curated record. Gene Ontology annotation, cellular component: mitochondrion. Gene Ontology annotation, biological process: fatty acid beta-oxidation. The transcript is spliced from 10 exons. The coding region runs from base 16 to 984 and encodes 322 amino acids. Lineage: Eukaryota; Metazoa; Chordata; Amphibia; Anura; Bombinatoridae.
GUUACGUCACUCAGCAUGGCGGCGCUGGCUAGGGUCGUGAGCUACAGCGGUGGGUCCUGGUUGGUGGCACGCGCCGCCACUUGGCUGAACUCUAGUGUCCCUGCACGCGGGCAAUUGAAGCUCAUGGUGCAAGUUCAGGGGACCGGCCAAAGGGGGCGCCAGUACAGCUCCGAGGUGAAGGGCGAGGACGAGCUGAGGGUCAGAUACCUGGAGGGAGAGGAGCAAGGAAUUGUUGUGCUCGGAGUUAACAGACCUCAAGCAAAAAAUGCUAUAAGUAAAAGUUUGGUGAAAUCGAUGAUGAAGACGGUAGAAUCCUUGAAGGGCAAUAACAAAGUCCGAACUGUAAUUCUGCGCAGUGAAGUCCCUGGAGUGUUUUGUGCAGGAGCUGAUCUAAAGGAAAGGGCCAAAAUGCAUCCAAGUGAGGUUGGACCAUUUGUAACGAAGGCAAGAGCACUAAUGAAUGAAUUUGCAAAUCUCCCAAUGCCCACAAUUGCGGUUUUGGAUGGCAUUGCCUUAGGUGGAGGACUAGAGAUGGCGUUGGCCUGUGACAUUAUAGUAGCAGCAUCUUCAGCAAAAAUGGGUCUGGUUGAAACAAAACUGGCUAUCAUUCCUGGAGCAGGGGGGACCCAGCGACUACCACGUACGAUUGGUGUAGCUCUGGCGAAGGAACUCAUCUUUGCUGCACGUGUCCUAGAUGGCAAAGAAGCAAAAGAAUUUGGGUUGGUUAGUCAUGUAGUGGAACAGAAUGAUGAUGGAGAUGCUGCUUAUAAAAGAGCUUUGGCCUUGGCCCGAGAAUUUAUACCUCAGGGGCCUAUAGCACUGAGAAUGGCUAAAUUAGCAAUAAAUCAAGGGAUCGAAGUGGACCUAGCGACAGGUUUAGCAAUAGAAGAAGCAUGUUACGCUCAGGUCAUUCCAACAAAGGAUAGGAUUGAAGGUUUACUAGCAUUUAAAGAGAAGAGGCCUCCUCACUACAAGGGAGAAUAAGAAAUGCAUUACUUUGCCUUUAAAGAAUAUAGUUUAAAAAAAAAUAUAACAUAAUAUUUGGACUUUCAAGCUAUGCAUCGCCUUAGAACAUGGAAUUUCACAACCAUGGAAAUACAAAGUAAACAGUGAAUGCAUUACACCAUCUGGAAUGUGCCCACACAUGUACCUGACAUAACUAUGUCUUUCAGAUAUUUUGCUUAGUUUAUGAAGUUGCCUGUGCCUACGUGCAAGGUCACAGGUUCAUUAGCUGUUUUCAGUUGCUUCCAGUGUAACACGCUCCUUCCUAUUCAUUACAGAGUAGUAGCCUGCACAGGAAGAACUUUGAUUUUUGUUUGUGUUUGCUCUACAUUGUACAAUCGGAAGUACAAGUGCUAUAAAAUGAAGCCAUAGACAGUUCAUAUUGUAUGGAAUAUCUGCUGAUAGUACUAAUUAAAUGAACUGCAAUAAUUUCAGUCACAAAUGUAAUGCACACAUAUGUUUAAUAUCAAUAAAAACUGAUUAAUCAGUGCAA